AUACAACCAAUGUUAAGAGAAAAAAAAAAUUGGUUUUUACAAUGUAAGAUUAAAAUAUACUCUAAGGAAAUAAGAAUAAAAAAAAAAGGCCAAAAAAGCAAAAGAAUUUGGUCAUUUUGUGCCAAAUUACCAAAUUGUCUGGCAGCAUAAGGCAUCAUCCCAUCACCCGUUAUUCAGAUUCUACCCCCUCGCCUUGGUGACUUCUAUUCAACAACGAUUCAUGCGCGUCACUGUCCGUUAAAUAUAAAAACAGAAAAGAGAAGAGAAACAAUAAAAAUACUUCAAACCCACACAGAUCUGCACGCUUUUUUUCUUCUCCAACAAUUCUCGCCAAUCAAUUCUCGCCGCUCUCCAAGCUUGGCAGUCAUCGAAGAUUGUGAAGUUUGGAAAUUGAAUUGAAUGGAGGGAGUUGGGGACGAGAGUGCCUCGGCAGCAUCACCUGUCAACAAAUGGAUAUUUGACAUGUCGAGGCUCUAUCAGUAUUAUCUGGAUAAGACGACUCCUCAUUCAGUCCCAAGAUGGGUCGGAACUCUUGCUUUGUUCAUUGUUUAUGCGCUGCGGGUUUAUUAUAUUCAGGGGUUUUACAUCAUUUCAUAUGGUCUUGGGAUCUAUAUACUAAAUCUUCUGAUUGGAUUUUUAUCACCAUUGACUGACCCUGAGAUGGAGGCUUCAAGUGGGGCUUUACUGCCGACAAAGGGUUCAGAUGAAUUCAAGCCUUUCAUUCGCAGACUUCCUGAGUUUAAGUUCUGGUAUUCUUUCACAAAGGCUUUCUGCAUAGCAUUUGUCAUGACCUUCUUCUCUGCAUUUGAUGUCCCUGUCUUUUGGCCCAUACUACUUUGUUAUUGGAUCGUUCUGUUCGUCCUAACAAUGAGGCGUCAAAUUGCGCACAUGAUCAAAUACAAAUAUGUUCCCUUCAACAUUGGGAAGCAGAGGUAUGGCGGCAAGAAACCUUCUGCAAGCAGCAGUGGCCGGAAAGACUGAAGCCCUCAGCUGUCACAUAAUUAGAACAAAUAGAAAAGUGACUGAUGGGGAGUAGUAGGAAAGAUUUAGGCAUUGUGAAAAUUCAUGAAACUCAUAGUAGAAUUUUUCUUGGAAGGAUAUGCAAGUAUGGAUUUCAUUAUGCCUUCACAAAACAUACAAUUGGGUUAUGUGUGGUCUUUAAUUGUUAUACACAUUACUAUCCAGUUAAAUUUUUGAUAUUACUCCCAUUGUUAUGCAUGAUGCAGAGACAUCCCCAAUUCUGUUACAUCUUAUUCAUGGAAAUUUUCCUGCAGUCA
Molecule: messenger RNA, 1277 nt
Organism: Prunus persica (peach)
Lineage: Eukaryota; Viridiplantae; Streptophyta; Magnoliopsida; Rosales; Rosaceae
Product: protein RER1B
Exons: 4
Coding region: 400-981 (193 amino acids)
Biological process (GO): protein retention in ER lumen; retrograde vesicle-mediated transport, Golgi to endoplasmic reticulum
Cellular component (GO): Golgi membrane
Source: RefSeq, a predicted model, not a curated record